UUACGGACUCUAGUCACUGUCUCAUCACCAUGAAGACUGUUCCGGCACUGUUCCUCGUCCUCGUAGCGGUGGCUUCUGCGACCAAAACGCACCAGAAACGAUCCACCACCUAUUCGGCUAAUCUGAACGACUAUGUCGACGAAGUGGUAGAAACUCUGCAGGCGUAUGUCAGUGCAAGUAGUCUUGAGCCACUAUCAAUUCCGAACGUCACGGAAUCCUUCUCCGUGACACACCUGUUGAUCACCUUGAGCGGACGCCUUUCGCUGUACGACGGAGAGAUGACUGGUUUGUCGUCAGUGAAACGUUACGGCGACGUAAAUCUUGGAUACGAUGGAGAAACUCUAAGUUUCGAUGCUAACAUGGGCGUCGACGUAGCAACGGCCGCUUACACGUACUACGCGAAACUUUUGGGCAGUCUUCAUGAGACUGGAACCGCAACGGUAACCUUCAAAAAGAUCGACACCACCGUGGGCUUCAGCGCAAACGUGCACAAUUACACAAUCGCUUUCGAUUCUUUUGCGGUCAACAGCAUCGGAACAUCCUCUGCCGAGCUGAGUGGCAACGUGCUGACUGACUGGAUUGCCGACGCCGUUGCUGACAUCCUCUUAGCAGUCUCCAAGAGCAGCAUCAUCAGCCAGAUCAACAGCGAAGCUGAUUCGGUAUUGUCGUCCAUCGUCGACGAAGCAAACGCCUACGUGACUUCACUGCUUUCCUAGAUUUAUACGAAUGAAUAUUGUUGAUUGAGACGUUUUACACCGCCGAACUUGUGUGAAAAUUUUGACGAUGCUGUCAUCUUAAAUACAUCGUCUCUUUCUCGUUCACGAACCUCUACAACGCAUUGCUAUUGAA
This is a messenger RNA of Neodiprion virginianus, 849 nucleotides long. Its product is annotated as mite allergen Der p 7-like. The transcript is spliced from 5 exons. Lineage: Eukaryota; Metazoa; Arthropoda; Insecta; Hymenoptera; Diprionidae. The record is from RefSeq and is a predicted model, not a curated record. Bases 30 to 716 code for a protein of 228 amino acids.